Molecule: messenger RNA, 1653 nt
Organism: Effrenium voratum
Lineage: Eukaryota; Dinophyceae; Suessiales; Symbiodiniaceae
Source: the annotation of a GenBank genome assembly
AUGUCAGAGAAGCUGAAAGCCGCGGUGCUGCAGUCCACCGGCGUCCAGCCCGAGGGCGUGUCGGUGGCCUGGGACUUUGCGGAGGCCAAGCACAAGGUGGACACCGUGCUGGAGCAGGAGGCCGAGGAUGGCGCCGACGGCCACGCGGACGCGCCGCCAGAGCCGGAGACGGCCUUGGGAAAGGCGGAGGUUUGGGCCACCGACCAGGUGCUGCAUGCCUGGCACGUGCACUUGGAGCAUCACCAUGUGGGCACGGAGGAAGUGAAGUCCCUGCUGAACGGCAUGUCUUCCACCCCCAUUGCCUACGUGGUCUUCAAGAGCCAGGAAGACAAGGUGAAGGCUACCCGCGCCGGUGAGGUGACCGUUGAUGGCAAGAGCUGCAAGCUGAAAGACUGCAAGUAUGCGCCGGAGGGGCUCUUUUGGCACAACAUGGCGGUGACGCCGGAGCAGCGUUCUGGCAAGGUCCUCAUGGCCCUCCUGGGCCUGGUGGUAUCCUGCGCCAUUUGGACCUUUAUCCUCUACAUCCCCUACGCCUUCUACAUGGCCUCUUUCUCCUAUGCCAACGGCGACGAGCCCGGGGAGUUCUCGGAAGGCAUCUUCAUUUGUCUGGUGGUGGGCUCGCAGAUCGGUUUGUUCGUUGUGAGCUCCAUGGGCGCGAAGUACGCGGCCUUCCACAGCGAGGACGAGACGCAAAAGGCCUACACCGUGUAUUAUAACGCUGCGUUGAUCCUGAACCUGAUCCUCGACCUGGCGCUGCAGACCUACCUCAGCUAUCUUCAGAUGGUGGGAGUGGGCGCCCACACCUCCGAUGGCCGGCUGCUGGGCGAUUUGGACAGCUUUCAGCAGAUCUUCGAGUCCUACCCUGUUCAGAAGUCCAUGGGAAAGCUGCUCUUUGUGUACUGCUGGCCCUGCACCUUCUUCGUGCCCUUUCUGGCGGAGCCCUUCGCGGUUCAGUGGCUGCCCAAGCAUUUGGGCCAGUACAUCGUGGGCGCGGACAAGCGCAUCAAAGGGGAGAAUGCGGAGAAGGCCCUGGAGCUCGGGGAGAUGGAGCAGGGCCGCUUCGCCGAUUGCAUCUUCAACGUCAUUCUGCUGGUCUGCGUGCCUUUUAUUUCCCCGGCUUAUUUGGCCCUGGUCUUGGGCGCUCUCAUCUUCUCCCACCUCUACCUCUACAUCUAUGACACAGUCAAGGUGCUUCGCUACGUGCGGAGGUUCAACUUCAGCGGUCCGGAGGUGCAUUGGCUGGGCAUGCAGCUCUUCGCUAUCCCUGUCAGCAUUCUGGCAGCAGCUCUGGUCUUUAAGACGAACCAGAUGUCCGGGGGCGACACCUUGGGCUCGGGCUACCUCAAGGGCUACGCCCUGGGCGGUGCGUGCAUUGCUGCGGCCGCGCUGCACUUUGUGGUGCACUUGGCGCUGCUGGAGUUUGUGGUGAAGCCGAUGGGCGAGGCGGAGGUGGAGACCAAGGACUCGGCGAAGUACGCGGACGCGGCGAAGAUCUGCCCGGCCACGUACUUCUCCACCAACCCCAUCCACUGCUUGCGCUCCAAGUACAUCCUGAACCACAGCCCUCCGCAGGUCUUCUAUGCACCUGGCAAGGAGCACCUGGCCAAGACAAAUCCUGCGAUCGGCGCCUACUACGAGUUCCACGGGAAGUGA